Anarrhichthys ocellatus (wolf-eel) is the source of this 7249-nucleotide messenger RNA. It is a transcript of the gene mtss1, whose product is annotated as MTSS I-BAR domain containing 1. The coding region runs from base 574 to 2598 and encodes 674 amino acids. Lineage: Eukaryota; Metazoa; Chordata; Actinopteri; Perciformes; Anarhichadidae. Gene Ontology annotation, cellular component: cytoplasmic side of plasma membrane; actin cytoskeleton. The transcript has 11 exons. The record is from RefSeq and is a predicted model, not a curated record. Gene Ontology annotation, biological process: cell projection assembly; plasma membrane organization. Gene Ontology annotation, molecular function: actin binding; phospholipid binding.
AAAAGUGAUCAGUGUCUUUAGUGACACCAGAGUCUUUAAACAAUAAUAAAUAGACUCUUACAGGUUAAUUCUUCCCACGGGCAGUUAAAAUCCAGUAUGUCUCAGACGAGUGUGUGUGUGUGUGUGUGUGUGUGUGUAUCACUCCCUCAUUAAGUGGCAUUAUAUAGUUAUUAUGUAAGGACGACUGUUGUAAUGUUGUGUGUGAAACCUGAUGUUACAGCCAACUAACGAGGCUGAUUGUAAAAUAAGUUGGUCUCUUUAUUACAUAAUUCAUUAACAAAAUGAGACACACACACACAGAUUAUUUCAACACUCAUCAUAUGAUCUUAAUCAGAUUGAUUCUCCUUAAUACCACUUAAUGAAGCAAUGAACAAUGACAUGUUUCAACAUGUUGAAAUCAUGAAGACGAAUAAAUGUCUGAAAUCCUAAAAUUGUCACAAAGUGGGCGCUUUAUUUUGAGACGUUAUUGGUUUAAAAAAAACAAAUCCUUUUUUAUUUUGAAAAAGGAACUGAUGUGGUUGUUUUUGUUGUUUUCCAGGGGCCACCAAAGAGAUCGGCUCAGCGCUGACCAGGAUGUGUAUGAGACACCGCAGCAUCGAGUCCAAACUCAAGCUGUUCACCACAGCUCUCUCAGAAGGCCUCGUCACUCCGCUGGAGCUGAAGAUGGAGGAGUGGAAGAAAGUGGCAAGUCAGCUGGACAAGGACCACGCUAAAGAGUACAAGAAGGCCCGAGCGGACAUCAAGAAGAAAUCGUCGGAUACCAUCAAACUGCAGAAAAAGAUGAAGAAAGGGAAGGACGAGGUGCGCGGCCAGCUGGACAGCGCGCUGCAGGACGUCAACGUGCGCUACGCCGUCCUGGAGGAGACGGAGAAGAGGGCCGUGUGCAGAGCGCUGAUAGAGGAAAGGGCGCGCUACUGCAGCUUCGUCAGCAUGCUGAAGCCCGUACUGGACCAUGAGAUCAACAUGCUGGGUGAGGUGACUCACCUGCAGACCAUUCUGGAAGAUCUGACCAACCUGACAGCUGAGCCCAAUAAACUCCCACCAGCCAGCGAGCAGGUGAUUUUGGACCUGAAGGGUUCUGAUUUCAACUACAGCUAUCAGACUCCUCCAGCUUCUCCCAGUAACACUCUGUCUAGGAAGAGCAGCAUCAGCAGUAUGUAUCAGUCUGGAUCAGUGAGACAUGUUCCCUCCUUGGACUCCAUCAGCAGUGCUGUCGAUGGAGUACACAUCCAGGAAGUCGUUGGCUCCUGCACUCAGCUGGCUGCUGGGGGGCGCGGGGGGGCAGAGAACGGCCUGUUGGGCCCCCCCCACCACGGAGAGAGAGCUCGAGCCAUGUCUGCGUCUGGGAAGUCUUGCUCGGCCCGGGAUCAGCUGGCGUUGACGUUGGGUGCGUUGAAUUCGGACGCCCCGAGGAGCAGCAGGGACUCUCUGCACUGUUCCAGUGGAUACAGCACCCAGACCACCACCCCGUCCUGCUCUGAGGACACCAUACACACACACACUGUAAGGAGAGAGCCUCCCCUCUAUGUCGACUACGAGUCCAUCUCCCUCCACGGAGACGCCGACUCCUUCUCCCUGCACCACGUCUCUCACGGCGGCGGCCAGUCGGACUUCGACAAGUCCUCCACCAUCCCGAGGAACUCCGACCUCAGCUUCCAGUACAGGAAGUUCGCCCAGUCCAAGCGGCCCUCCUCCACCGUCAGCCUGCUGGCCGAGCCCGAGUUCUCCGGCAGGUCGGCCUACCAGCCGCCGUCGCACACGGCGACCAUCCGGCGUAAGCCGUCGUCCAAGCCGGCGUACCGCAGGGGCACGAUCAGCGGGGGGGUUCCCAUCCCCAUCUGCACGCCGCAGGUUCCCCUCAAAGCGCUCGCGGGAAACGGCGGCAGCGACGAGAACGUGUUCGCGGUGCCGGCCGCCGUAGGAGUCGGAGGUUUAGGUCACAGUAAACUGUGCACCUCCACGCAGAGCCUCAGCGCUCUGCCUCCCUCCUCUUCACCGUACUACCAGCUGGUCCCGGGUCAGAUGCCCAUCCCGGUGCCUGUGCCCACCGUGCCCACUCUGCCGCCAGAGGGCGGCAACGCCAAGCAGCAACAGCAGAGACAGUACCACCAACAACAACAGCAGCAACUACAGCAACAGCAGCACAUCAACCAACAUCUUAAUCAUCAUCAGCAACGCAAUCAGCUGCAGCAGCACAACCAGCAACUCCAGAUUCAGCAGCAAUACCAGCAGCAGCAGCAACUGCAUCUGCAGCAACAGUUGCAACAUCAACAGUCGCUGCUUCAGCUGCAACACCAACAAGAGCAGCUGAACCAGCAGCAGAAACAGAGGCUGUACCAGCAGCAGCAGCAGCAGCAGCAGCAGGCCCAGCUCCAGGCCUCCGCGCCCCAGGCAGAGCCCUCCGGUCUGGGCCACAGCGCUCACUACCAGCCCCAGGCUCCUCCGCCCUCUGACCAGGACCAGGACCAGUACCCGGAGCCGCCGCCCCAGGAAGGUGGGGGGGACAUGCUGAACCAGAUCAGAGCGGUGAGGCUCAAAAGGACCCUCACCAACGAUCGCUCCGCCCCUCUCCUGCCGGCUCCAGCCAAUCACAAAUGAGGCCGCUGUGGUCGUCAGCACAGACUUCCUGUUAAACACGAACUGUGGAGCUCAAUCAUCGCUGGAACUCCACGUGUCUUAUUUUAUUUUCUAAAGAUCUGCUUCCUUUUUAGGCCGUUUAGUUUGUUUUUAAUCAUUUUUUUGAGACUUUGUCGUCAUUUCAUUUUCCUUUUGCCUUUUUCUUUUGGUUCAUAUUUUCAUUACGUUUGUUUGUGUGACGCAGUCUUACCGAUAGAGCUGUCGAUCGUUUGGAGGCUUCUUAACGAGCCGGACAGGAAGCUGUUAGUGUCUCGCGUCCUCUUUUUCGGUCCCGGGUGUGUUUGAUUUUGCUUUUUUGCCUCGACUCCCAGGAGGGUGGCGUUUAGUCAUUAGUCCUGUAGCUCCGCUGUGUCACGUGGUUGAACCAUGGUGUGUGUGUGUGUGUGUGUGUGUGGGUGGGGUCAUCGUUGGUUUGGUCAUCUCUGGAGUAAAACUGUCUGUAGUUUGUAAAUAUGUUGGAACAGAAACAGCGGUGAAAGCACCUGAGAGGUUGCUCACUUCCUGUGCCCCGUACGGACGUUUGAACUGAAGACGAGUCACAUCUUCACCUUCGGGUGGCAGCAGUCACUUUUAGAGGCAACUUUGUUGUUUAAGACAUGAUUACUGAGAGCAUAGCGGGCUAUGAGAAGCAGCUGGUGACGUCCAGAUGUGUGACGGUUAUUAUCGGUAACAUCGGACACGACGACAUGUUGGAAGACAUAGAGGAACUCUCUGAUACCACAGAACUAUAGAUAUUGAUAUUUGCUUUAAAGCACAAACAUUUAUUUUAAUAAAGAAACUUUAAUCUUAGAAUUGUGAUCGAGAGUUAUUGGACAAACUGUACAAGAGCCACUGAUGCAUCGGUACGAACACGUUAAGAUGACAAUAAAUAACCAGAGCCGUUGGUACAGAAUGUUUAAAUUAAUUUCAGGGAGCCGACGUGUCUCUUGAAUUUGAUUUUAAGGCUUCAACUAUCGAUCAUUUUCACUAUUGAUUCAUAUUUUAGAAGGUUGUGAAAGUGUUUCAGCUGUGAUUAUUUAUUGUAGCAGUUUGAACUGCACAUGUGGCCCAACAUCUGCUGGAGGAGCUUUGAUUCUGUCGUCUCUGAUUUACUUUAAAAGAUCUGCGAUGUCUUUCUGCUUCUACAGAGACAAACAUCCAUGUUUAAUAAAGACACUGCUAGAAAUUGACGUUGUUCGAGUGUUUACAUUCAGCUGAAGAAUCACUGAAAAUCUGCUUAGUCAGCAUUUGAACUGGAGAAAAACCAAACGGCUUACAGCCAAUCAGAGUCCAGGACGGUGAGUUUAUAUUUGACUUUAAAUUAAACUAUUUAUCUACGGGAGGGUUUGGUUCAGGCUCCAGUAGCUGGUUCUAUUUUGGGUCCUGUUCCAAGUUGGUCAACUAUUUAGGUUUGUCUCAUAAAUCUCUUCUUUGAUGUUUUAGCUCCUCUCCUCCUUUUCCUCGCUGACGUCACACAUUUACAUAUUUAGUGCCGUGAAGUCGGACAUCUUCAGUGAUUGAUUAGUUCUGUUGCUCAUUGCUGACAACACGCGUUAAUUCAAUCAACGCAGCUUUAAAGGUUCUUAUAAGUCCACUUAAAGAAGGAAAUCUUAAUUUGAAUGUUUCUUAAAUCAUCCUGAUUAUAAAUAAUCAGCGUCUCCCAAACGUUUCACGCUGACUAAGGACGUUUGAGAUCCGGUAAAAGACGUGUUGCCUCUCGGAAGUUGCCGCCGAGUGUCGACCUCAACGACAGGAGCUCACCACAGCUGCAACUAAUCAUUCUUUUUAUUAUAUAUGAACUAUUUUCUUCUAUAAAAUAUCAGAGAAUAGUAAAAAAAAACAUCCCAGAGCCCAAGAUGUACGUCUCGUUUUGACCGAACCGUCCAAAAUCAAAAUAUAUUUUAUAUUUGAAAAGCUAAAAGAAGUACUUUUUGUUAAAUUUAGCUACAAUUUAUUUAAACUUAAGUUUGAAAAUCCCUGAAUGUGUAAAGAAGACAUUCAAAGAAAAAUGUGUUUUCAGUUAAAUCACUAAAUAUAAUUUAGUGUUUUUCUUAAAUACUCAUUGAACAUGUGUUCGGUCUCUACUGAAGCUAAGCUCAGGGCCUGGUUACAGCCCUGCUGGUUCUGGAUGAGUUGCCAGCUGCAUUCUGGGAAAUGCAGUCCGGUCUCUGGUCAACUCUCCUGGUCCGUUCUCAGAGAAGCUUUUCUGUGUAUUUAGAGAUUUCCUGCAGCUGAUUCAAGUGUUAAUAUUGUUGACACAGAAAAUAUGCCUUCUGAUAUUGGACCCCUGUGUGUGUGUGUUAGUGCUUCUAUUCCUGGGAGAGAUCUAAAUCUAUAUAAAAGAUGUAUACAUAUCCUGAUUGUACUUUUGUUGAUUUAUUGAUCAGAUAUGACACGAUUGUCGUCACUCGUCAUAUUUUUGUAGAAAAACUUCGAACGGAGGAAAUGCAGUGAACUUCCUGUUUGAAGGACAAAACGGAUGUUUGGACGACAUGAACCAACAGAAUGUACAAAUGUCUUCAUCUUUUGACGUUCGCUGUGGGAUCAAUAAUAACAAUGAUUCAUUGAUUCUGGUGGUUCUGUUUUUUUUGUGUCCUGUAUUUACUCUCACCACAUAAUUAACUUUUAGUGAUUUCUGGGAUGAACUUUUCCUUCUUUGAGCUUUAGAGGACAAUUUUAUGUUGAAACUUUAAUAUCGAAUUUUAAGCAAAUGAACAUUUCCUGCUGAGCAACAUGAAGCACAAUUAAAGUCAUAGUAUGGUGACAAUUUUGAUUUAUUAAAUUGUUUGGCAUACUAUGACUUUAAUUACAAUGUUGGUAACAGUAUAAUCCAUGUUUUUACAAUAAACUUUUUAUAUACAAGGACAAUUAAUGCAGUAGUGAAAAAAAGACAAACAAGUGAGAACCCACAGUGUAGAAACAUGAAUAAAAUAAACUCGAUUGACAACAAUACUGAAAAAAAUAUGAAAGUUAUUUACAAUAUAUCUUUUCUAAAGGAAGGCCGUAACAGCUGCGCAGGUAUUUCAAGGUUGUGUCCAUGGAAUGUGCAUAAAGUUCCAGGUACAUCCCGUGCUUGUGAGGUCUUUGGCAAUGAUUGAGCCCACGAAGCGAAAGGCAGUCGGGAUGGGUUCAUGAAAGGUGGAGCUUGAAAACAGUGUAAUAAAGUUCAGUGUGUAAAAAAAAAAAAAGUCAUAGUAAAGAAUGCUAAAAGGAAGUCAUGACAAAGUCACAGUACACAAUGUAAAAAAGUAAAAAAAAAAAAGUUAACAAAUAGACAUGAAUAUGAACAGCCAAUGUGAUAAUUCUUACAUUUCAUUUACAAAAUAAGUUAAAAAAAAAAAAAAUAUAUAUAUAUAUAUAAAUGUUAUAUUUUAAAUAAUUUCAAUUUUUCGCAAUACUAUUAACCAAUUCUGGUUCUCAAUAACAAGAAGCAUUGGCAUGGUUACCCAUCGGGACUAACAGAAGGCCCAACAUUCACUAACCGUAGGCUACGGGCUUCUUGCCCAAGGACACAUGUGGGAUGUACCCCCUGACCAGGUGAACCUGGGAUUGUACCGCUGAUGAUCUGAUUGAAGGACGACCCGCUCUCCACUGAGCCACAGUCGCUAUAGAGCCUCUGCUGGCUCCGGAGCCGGACCUGGAGGCACAUUACAUGGACUGAUUUCCUUGUUACUCAAAGAGGUUUCCCUGUUAAGCAGAGCUUGUUCCAGGUGAACCAGCCGGUGACGACCUGCAGCACAGAAAUGAUUGUAUACGUUACAUGAAGUUAACUUAAAUUAUUUUGGUGAUCCACACAAAAAUAUAUAAAUUAUUUGUACCUUUUAAAAGUCUGCUUUCAAACACGUACUAGUGGAUUGAACAGUUUCUCAUGAAGUCAUUUCAUCUUAAACCGGUGAAAACGUGUGCAGUUCACUUCUCGGGGAACGUACUUUUAUACGUUAGUAUUUAUGUGUCAAACGUCUCUGCUGUGCUGGUUAACUAGUCCUUUAAUCGUAGAACAGCAGAAACUCUACAUCUGUUCAUACUGAACCCUCUCUGUCUGAUGUACCUGCAUUCUGCAAUGUUUAGGUUGUACUGUGUGUUGUGGAUGAAUUCACUUAUUGUAAGUCUCUUUAGAUAAAAGCUAAAUGAAUCAUGUUCAAACAUAUACGACGAUCUCAGCAUCUACAGAAUUAUGAUAAACAUCCGAUUAAAACCUGCUGUUCCAUCAAAUGAAGCUAUUUGACUCUUAAAACUAAGACAAACUUAUGUUCUCCAACUAUAAAACAUGAUUAAGUAGUUUGUUAGUUGUUGCCAAUAUUUUAGCUGCUAUAUUGAGACCUGAAACAUUACAAGCACCACCAGAAGCAUUGAGCCGACACACUAUCAGAGCAUCUGUUGUGUUGAUGUCGGCACAUUAUGGACACACCGAUAGAAUAUUUUAUAUAAACUUACUGUUCUUGCGGCGUGUUGUGAUCCACUUCACAAAUACAAGCAGAGCUUGAACUGCAAGAACAAUGAGACCUCCUAAAGCAACUCCUAAAGCCAACCAUCCGAUGGCCACUUUGGUCGAUGAGUCUUCACACACUUUCUCUGGAACACGUCACAAAAAGAAAAUGUAACUGCAUCUCAUGUUCAGCACACAGACGACACA